Molecule: messenger RNA, 819 nt
Organism: Melampsora larici-populina 98AG31
Lineage: Eukaryota; Fungi; Basidiomycota; Pucciniomycetes; Pucciniales; Melampsoraceae
Exons: 1
Coding region: 1-819 (272 amino acids)
Source: RefSeq, a predicted model, not a curated record
AUGCCAGGGAAGUCGAAGAAGAAGUCGCCUACUACAACCUCUCCACAGGGCAGCAAUCCAAACCAGCCAGCAACCAGCGACGCAAAAGCGCCACCACUACCAUCGGAAAUCAACCCCGUCCCAAACCCUUCCCAUAUAUCUGUCGAAUAUCCUCAUGGGGACACUCUGAAUUCAACGUACUUUAAAAUUCAAACUUUACCUGACAACCUUCGACACUUCCUCGAGCAUGAUUUCGAAGAAAAGAAGGAGCGUUAUAAAAACAUUGAUUACUAUCGGAUCCUUGUUCACUUUAAUCCAGCAACCGAGUCUCGUCCGACUUCCCGAAAAGACAAGUUGAUCGAUGCCUUCAUGAAAGAUGUCUUCCCCUUUCUCAAGCCUUACCGAGCACCUGCACCUCCACAACCAAUGCAGACCGAUCGAAAAGAUUUCAAUCCGCUCUCCCGAAGAGUCAAGCGACAAGAGCUCAUUGAUGUCAUUUUAGAGACUGAUCGUAAAGUUAUCAUACCAAACGGGGUAACCAACGACGGGCUGCUCUUAUUAUAUAAGCAGCAUGUCGACAAGGAUCUCAACAUCCCGUGGCAAGUAGAGUACAUUAAGCCACCCAAUAUUGUCCAACGACCACAAGUCAAGACUCUAUUAAUGGAGGAGCUUCGACUUACCUUACAAGACCGUGCUCCCCAUGUAUAUGUCCAUUCUACUCCAAUGAGUCACGCUGUCCUCGUUAAUCUCUACAUCAAAUUUGUACUGGACGAAGAAGUCGCGCCUGGGCUCUUAGUCCGUGGGUUCCACUACUCACUUUUGCGUAAAGAUCCUUGGUAA